AUGGCCGCUGAGGCUUCGGUCAUUGUUUGGGAUAUCGGUGUACCUUCGGUUCCAGACUAUAAAACCCGCUAUCAGCUCCUGAUGCGAUUGCGUUGUCCCCGGUUGGAUGUGAAUCCAGUGCUCAACCUGGUCUUUUUGCCUCACUAUGCCUAUCUAAUCGCGGGUUGUGAGGAUGGCCUGUUUGCCUGGAAAGUGACCGAUUUCCGUCUGGAGAAACGGGAACGCGAACCGGAUAUGGAGCUCAAAUUGGAUGUCGAUCACGAGGUGUGCAUUGAUGCACUUGCCCAGCUGAGCGACAACGCCUUGGUGAUCAAAGUGGUUGAAUCCGGGGAGAUCAUGGUAUUCGACUUCGCAUCGGUUCUGGAGCGACGCAAAGGUCGGUAA
Molecule: messenger RNA, 384 nt
Organism: Echinostoma caproni
Lineage: Eukaryota; Metazoa; Platyhelminthes; Trematoda; Plagiorchiida; Echinostomatidae
Source: the annotation of a GenBank genome assembly